Anthonomus grandis grandis is the source of this 2797-nucleotide messenger RNA. RefSeq names its product neuroendocrine convertase 2 (gene amon). The transcript is spliced from 13 exons. Gene Ontology annotation, molecular function: serine-type endopeptidase activity. Gene Ontology annotation, cellular component: trans-Golgi network; Golgi membrane. NCBI's taxonomy places the organism in Eukaryota, Metazoa, Arthropoda, Insecta, Coleoptera, Curculionidae. The record is from RefSeq and is a predicted model, not a curated record. Gene Ontology annotation, biological process: protein processing. Bases 22 to 1917 code for a protein of 631 amino acids.
CCCGUGCCCAGCAAACGAACGAUGCCUCCAAUUUGGGGGGCCAAUUUUUUGUUGAUUUUAUCCUUUACGGUUUUUGCGGGUACGGACGCGGACUUGUUCAGUAAUUCCUUUUUGGUACGGUUCAAAAGGGAUUUGGAGCCUGAGGAGGCUCACCAUGUGGCGAAACGUCAUGGGUUCGUUAAUAUGGGACCGGUCUUACGGUCGAAAACCGAAUAUCAUUUUGUGAAUCAUGCUCUGCCUCCUGUUAGGUCCAGAAGAAGCAUUUCACAUACUAGAAAGCUAAAAUCAGAUCCUCUGAUUCACACGGCAAUUCAACAACCAGGCUUCAAACGAGUCAAAAGGGGUUACAAGCCUCUCAAAGUCGAGAACCUGGUGCAAAAUAUCGAGCCGCAUCAGGACCCCACCGAUCCUUAUUUCGUUUUCCAGUGGUACCUUAAGAAUACAGGCCAAAAUGGCGGCAAACCAAAGUUGGAUCUUAACGUUGAGGCUGCUUGGGCCCAGGGGGUCACUGGCAAGAAUAUUACCACGGCCAUUAUGGAUGACGGUGUGGAUUACAUGCAUAAGGACUUGAAGUUCAAUUAUAACGCAAAGGCGAGUUACGACUUCAGCAGUAACGACCCUUUCCCUUAUCCGAGGUACACGGAUGACUGGUUUAACAGCCAUGGAACAAGAUGUGCAGGUGAAGUAGCAGCAGCACGGGAUAAUGGGAUUUGUGGCGUGGGAGUAGCUUACGAUUCCAAAAUUGCCGGCAUAAGAAUGUUGGACCAACCGUAUAUGACAGAUUUGAUCGAAGCGAACUCUAUGGGGCAUGAACCAAACCUAAUCGAUAUCUAUAGCGCUUCCUGGGGCCCCACCGAUGACGGAAAAACCGUCGAUGGUCCACGGAAUGCCACCAUGAGAGCCAUCGUAAAAGGAGUAAAUGAGGGUAGAAACGGCUUGGGUAAUAUCUACGUAUGGGCAAGUGGUGACGGAGGUGAAGACGACGAUUGUAAUUGUGACGGUUAUGCUGCCAGCAUGUGGACGGUGAGCAUUAACAGUGCAAUCAACGAUGGCCAAAAUGCUCACUAUGAUGAGAGCUGCUCAAGUACUUUGGCCAGCACUUUCAGUAAUGGGGCCAAAGAACCUAAUUCUGGAGUGGCGACUACAGAUCUUUAUGGAAAAUGUACCACAACACACUCUGGGACCAGCGCAGCAGCCCCGGAGGCUGCCGGGGUAUUUGCUUUGGCAUUGGAAGCGAAUCCCAAGCUAACAUGGCGAGAUAUCCAACAUCUGACUGUUCUCACCUCAAAACGCAACUCCCUUUUUGACGCCAAAGGCCGUUUUCACUGGACAAUGAACGGCGUUGGCCUGGAAUUCAAUCAUCUUUUCGGAUACGGUGUGUUGGACGCAGGUGCGAUGGUCGCCCUGGCUAAACAGUGGAAAACUGUUCCGCCAAGGUAUCAUUGCGAAGCAGGCACAGUAAAUAAAAUGCAAAAAAUUCCUUCCAAGGGGUCCUUGAUGUUGAAAAUCAAUACGAACGCUUGUAAGGGCGAUAGCACGGAAGUGCGAUACUUGGAACAUGUACAGGCGGUUAUUUCUUUGAAUUCUACGAGGCGUGGAGAUGUUGAACUGUUCCUUACGUCGCCAAUGGGGACUAGGUCGAUGAUAUUAAGUAGGAGGCAGAACGACGAUGAUGACAGGGACGGUUUCUCAAAAUGGCCAUUUAUGACUACACAUACUUGGGUCGAAUAUCCGCAGGGAACGUGGAUUUUGGAGGUAAAAUUCAAUUCUGAAAUGCCCCAAGUUGGUUUUUUUAAAGAAUGGAGCUUAAUGCUCCAUGGAACCAAAGAACCCCCGUAUACGGAACUGCCCGUGCUGGAUCCUCAUUCCAAGUUGGCGAUCGUUAAGAAGGCGCACGAAGUAAGAAGCAAAAUGUAAUCAGGAUGGAUUUUUUUUUAAUGUCUUAAGUUCUGUAGUAUUUUCUUUUCAAUUUACAAUAAGUGAAUAAUCGGGUGUCUUUCCAGUACUAACUAAUCAUAUCUGAGCUAGAUAGAAAUUGACCUUUCUUAUUUUAGAAUUCAUUUUAGUGACACCCUGUAUUACCUAUUAAAAUGUAUGUGAUGUUUAUGCACAAUUGGUAGUAAAAUUGGAAAAUACCGAGUUUUGAUGGAUUGUAUGGCGUAGCAUUUAUUUAAUUUUAUAAUUAAUUGUGCCGUACCUGAAAUUAUAAUUUUGUUAAGAAAUAUUUUAGAUUUUACUAGUAUAAUAUAUUUUCCUAUAGGGGCAAGAACUUUAAGCUUUCUAGUGGUCUUGUCUGUACUUAGAUAGAUGAAAAACUAGCAUAUAGAAAUUAUUUCCAAAGAUAUAUCCUAAAAAGAUUAUAAAUAAUAUACUACUAAUCUAAGCCAUAUUUUUGCCUUUUUUUAAUUUAUGAAAAAAGAGGCAAAAAAAUAGAAACACCAAUAACAUUCCUUAUCUAAGUAGAUUAGACAUUGAAAAAUGUUUUAGAAAAAAACUUCUGUGAAUCCCAUAAAAUCAAAACUAUCAGCUUUUUCAACAUUAAAUCUUAACGCGGGUAUAUAAGGGAAACUCGAACAUGAUCUUUCUUUAGUAGGUACUCCUGUGGUAAGAUUAGAAAAAUAAAGAAAACUGACCAGUUUUAUAUAAAAGAUAAUAGUAGUAGGAAUUAUUUAUUAUUUGCCCAUAUAUAGCGUAUAUAAAAAGUUAUAUUGUACAUACAAAGAAUGGAAUAUAUCCCUUUAAUAUUAAGAAGUGUACAUUUAAGAUUAAUAAAAGAGUAUCUAAACAUACUAAAAAA